Ostreococcus tauri is the source of this 1053-nucleotide messenger RNA. RefSeq names its product Phenazine biosynthesis PhzF protein. NCBI's taxonomy places the organism in Eukaryota, Viridiplantae, Chlorophyta, Mamiellophyceae, Mamiellales, Bathycoccaceae. The record is from RefSeq and is a predicted model, not a curated record. Gene Ontology annotation, cellular component: cytoplasm. Gene Ontology annotation, molecular function: isomerase activity. The transcript has a single exon. Gene Ontology annotation, biological process: biosynthetic process. The coding region runs from base 1 to 1053 and encodes 350 amino acids.
AUGACGGACGCGUACGUCCUGCGAUCGGCGUUCGCGGUGGGUGAUGACCCGCGAACGGGAAAUCCCGCCGCCGUGUGCGUGGUCCAUCGAAAUCGUCCGGGUGACGACGACGUCGAUGCUUUCGAUGAUUUCUUCAACGUGCACUCAGAGGCAUCGGUGCGGUACCAAGCCUUGGCCACCGAGCUCGAUCUGAGCGAGACCGCGUUUGCGAUUCGCGAGAAACCGCUCUCGAGUGACGAUAAUUCGAAUUCAAUGGCGGAAUAUCGCAUUCGAUGGUUCACGCCGACGCAAGAGAUUGGUUUGUGCGGGCACGCCUCCAUGGCGACGGCGUCGAGAGCGCUCGAGUUUGAGAGCGCAUCUCGACCAGGGAUCUCGUUUACGUAUCGAGAUGGCGAGAUAACGAUCGAACGAGACGCAAAUGAUCCUUCGCGGUUCAUCAUGGAGAUGGAUGCGAGCGCACCGAGGUCGUUUGAAGGCUCGGACGUGGCGUUGGCGACGAUACGAGACGCGUUCGAGUCCUCGAGCGCGUUCGCCUCGGACGAAGACGACAUCGAAUCGUCCUUGGCGAACACCGAGUUCACGGUGCGUAGGAAUUCUAUCGGUGAUACGUUUUUAGUGAUUCAGAGCUCGAGAUCAGACGACGCUUCCGCGUGCGACUCCGUCGCUCGGGCGUACCUUCGGCUUCCGAAACCGAGCCUCGAAAAUAUCGCCCUCGUCGGCGGUCGCGGCGUCUGCGUCGUCGUUCCUCGAACGCCCGCGGGUCUAGACAUUCCUCUAUCUGCUUCCGGCGCGCGUCCAGAGUAUUGCGUGCGCUGGUUCGGCCCUCUCGUCGGAAUCGAAGAGGACCCCGUCACCGGCUCUGCGUGCUGCGGCGUCGCCCCGCUGCUCGAUGAGAUCGCCCCCCCCCUCGAGCCCUCUCGAGACGGUUUCCGCUUCGGUUACCAGCAUUCACGACGCGGUGGUCACGUGUGGUGCGCCGUCACGCGAUCGUCCGGGCGCGAUCGCGUCCGAGUCGCCGGACGGUGCGUCUCGUCGACCCGGCGCGGAGUAUGA